This is a messenger RNA of Ochotona curzoniae (black-lipped pika), 2293 nucleotides long. It is a transcript of the gene ADPGK, whose product is annotated as ADP dependent glucokinase. Bases 26 to 1510 code for a protein of 494 amino acids. Gene Ontology annotation, molecular function: ADP-specific glucokinase activity. Gene Ontology annotation, cellular component: endoplasmic reticulum. NCBI's taxonomy places the organism in Eukaryota, Metazoa, Chordata, Mammalia, Lagomorpha, Ochotonidae. The transcript is spliced from 7 exons. The record is from RefSeq and is a predicted model, not a curated record. Gene Ontology annotation, biological process: glucose metabolic process.
GUGAGGCCGGAACGUGGCGGUCUCCAUGGCGCUGUGGCGCGGCUCGGCUUACGCGGGCUUCCUGGCGCUGGUAGUGGGCUGCGUGUUCCUGCUGGAGCCUGAGCUGCCGGCGUCGGCGCUGCGCUCGCUCUGGAGCUCGCUGCGGCUGGGCCCGGCGCCGGCGCCCGCCUCCCCCGAGAGCCGGCUGGCAGCCGCCUGGGAUGCGCUCAUCGUGCAGCCGGCCCGGCGCUGGCGCCGCGUGGCCGUGGGGGUCAACGCAUGUGUCGACGUGGUGCUCUCGGGAGUGAAGCUCCUGCAGGCACUUGGUCUGAGUCCUGGGCAUGGCAGAGAUCACGCUGUCUUGCAUUCAAGGGAUGAUCUGGAGGAAGCCUUCACUCACUUCAUGGGGAAGGGAGCAGCUGCCGAGCGCUUCUUCAGCAGCAAGGAGGCCUUUCGGGACAUCGCCCAGGUUGCCUCGGAGCUCCCUGACGCUCAGCACUACGUCGGAGGGAACGCAGCGCUCAUUGGACAGAAAUUCGCAGCCAACACAGAUUUACAGGUCCUCCUUUGUGGUCCAGUUGGUCCCAAGCUGCAUGAGCUACUUGAUGACAGUGUGUUUGUCCCUCCAGAGUCAUUGCAGGAAUUGGAUGAGUUCCACCUCAUUCUGGAAUAUCAGGCAGGGGAGCAGUGGGGCCAGUCAGAAGCUCCCCACGCCAAUCGCUUCAUCUUCUCUCACGACUUGUCCAACGGGGCCAUGAACAUGCUGGAGGUGUUUGUGUCCAGCCUGGAGGAGUUCCAGCCCGACCUGGUGGUCCUCUCGGGCCUGCACAUGAUGGAGGGACAGAGCAAGGAGCUACAGACCAAGAGGCUCUUGGAGGUUGUCACCUCCAUUUCUGACAUCCCCACGGGGGUUCCAGUUCACUUGGAGCUGGCCAGCAUGACCAAUAGGGAGCUCAUGAGCAGUAUCUUGCAGCAGCAGGUCUUCCCUGCGGUGACCUCCCUCGGGCUGAACGAGCAGGAGCUGUUAUUUCUCAGCCAGUCAGCCUCCGGGCCCCACUCAUCCCUCUCUUCAUGGAACGGUGUUCCUGACGUGGGCGUGGUCAGUGACAUCCUCUUCUGGAUCUUGAAAGAGCACGGGAGGAGUGAGAGCAGAACCUCGGACCUCACCCGCAUCCACUUCCACACGCUGGUCUACCACAUCCUGGCAACGGUGGAUGGGCACUGGGCCAACCAGGUGGCGGCCGUGGCCGCGGGAGCACGGGUGGCCGGGACUCAGGCCUGCGCCACAAAAACCAUCGACGCCCAACAAGUGUCCCUGAAGGCACCCCAAGAGUUUGUGACUUCCCGCUUGGAAGCAGGCCCCAGGAUUGUGUUCAGCCCAAAUGAGCCAGUUGUGACGUGGCACAGAGAGGGGAUAUCCUUUCACUUCACCCCCGUCCUGAUCUGCAAAGACCCCGUUCGCACUGUGGGCCUGGGAGACGCCAUUUCAGCCGAAGGCCUUGUCUAUUCAGAGGUGCUUCCCCGCUCCUAGGAGGCUCCUGCAGGGUGUGCUGAGCAGAGAGGAUCUCAGCAAGGAAGUGCUUUGGAAGAGGACCAAGGGUGUCAGGACAGCUUCCAGAACUGACAUGGGGAACAGCCGAAGAGCAGCAGCAGAGACUGUGCCACACACAUUCCAGCCCGUGGGCAAGUCCACACAUUUCAGUGUUGCGUCCAAAUUCAGUUAGCUCCUAAUGGGGCUGGGUGCAUUACAGGGGAUACCCCAACCCCAGUCCCAUAUCAUCAGUUUCCAUAGCCUCCUGGAGCCUUGCCAGCCAGCUUCUCCCUGGGAACGUGGCGCCUCCUCGCCAGCUGAGACAUGCAUGCCUUGUCGGUUGCACCCUCGUGUGCUGCUCGUGAGUCCUCGGCCCUUCCUGCCUUGUGGGGAUGGGGUCAGAGAGGCAAGUCAGGAUGGGUCAGGCCUCCUGUGCCUUACAGUGGGCUGCAGGCCGGGCAGCCCUGGGCAGCCUAGCGGAGGGGUGACUGCAGGCCUGGUGGCUUGGCUUCUGCAACACAAGAUGGAUUUGUGUUGGUUCAUAGCUUUGGAGGACUGCUUUUAAAACUGGAAUGUGCUUCUCUGUGUCUAAUAGGUCAUGUGUGUGACAAAUCUUGUAUUUUAUGUUUUCAUCAACAUAGUCAUCGAGGAGUUGGAGCCCACAAUAGCCCCAGAAUCAGGAAUAAAUUUGUCAUGCUAAUAUUUAUUUAUUUUUUUAAUAAAUCCUGAGUUUUCUGUGUGCUUUUAAACAUAUUAAAAAUGACAUACAUUUUAGGAACCCUG